Messenger RNA from Naegleria fowleri, 597 nucleotides. RefSeq lists its product as uncharacterized. The record is from RefSeq and is a predicted model, not a curated record. The coding region runs from base 1 to 597 and encodes 198 amino acids. The transcript has a single exon. NCBI's taxonomy places the organism in Eukaryota, Heterolobosea, Eutetramitea, Acrasida, Naegleriidae.
AUGUUGCUGAAAGAACAAGAAACUACGACGACGAACGAGAGUAAUGUGGUAUAUAGAAAAAUUAUUCCAAAUCAAAACGUUGAUCUUGUUUUCAAGUAUCCAUAUUCAGCACCAAGUUUAGACACCGAUGAAGCAGAUAUUUAUUCAAUGGCGGUGGUUAUUGUUAAUUAUCUACAUUACUUUCAACACAGGCACACCUUGAAUAGUGAUGAUUCAUUCCAAUCUUGUAUGGAGUACAAGAUUCAAAUGUUGGGCUUUUUGAAUGAUUUUCAAACCAGUUACAAACACAUGUAUGGAGAUGAAAUUGAGCAUCUUGUGUCGUUGCUUAAAUACAUGUUGGCAACAGGAGAAGAAGAGAGACCAGUUCUGAAGAAAAUUAAAGACCAAUUGGAAAAGGUGAAAUCAUUAUGGACUUGCAACAUUUUAACUCGAACACCAUUGAAAAGCAUUCCAAAUCCAAUGACCGUCCAGAGAUAUGCAAAUACCAAUCAUGAAGUUCCAAGCAAGAAAAUGAAAACGCAAAUUAAUAGUCAGGUAGGCGAGGAGGAAAAUCAGUGCCCUAUGGAUCAUCGUAUUGUAAUUUCUUUCAAUAAAUAA